AUGCGAGCCUCUUUUCUGAUCAGCCGGAGACAGCCGUGGAUGGGCCAGCUGCUUCUCAUGGCCAGGAACAAGGCCCUCACCCUCCUCCUGAAGCUCUACAGGCGCACUCCGAUCUUCAGGCCCCGCCACCUGCCGGGAAGGAAUCGGACCCAGAACGCCGAGGGUUCGGUCAAUGUCUGCCUUCCGGGUCGCCUAUCGGCCAAGAACUCUGUCUUCGGCGGGCUUGUGCGACUGGAUCUGUUGGAGGAGAACACCCUCGAGCCGGACAGCGACGUGGAGCUCGUGGCGGAUGAGGACGUUUUUCUUGACCUGCAGGGCCUGCGGCGGCAGGGCAACUUUGAGAUGGCUGUGAUGGCUGGUGGACAGCUGGAAGUGGACUCCGAAGAAGACGGGGAAUGCGACGACUACGACUGCGACGGAUACGUGCGGUUCGUGGCGUACGAGGAGUGCGAGGGGGAGGAUGAUCGGUUGCGGGAUAGGAUUGCGGGAGGCCUGGGGCAGGUGAAGGCUGCCGGAGCUGGAGCCGCCGUCGCCACUUCGAAGGGCCUUCAGCCGGGUUCCGGCUCCCGACGGGCUCCCCCGUCUAAGCAGGUCCGCGCCUGA
This is a messenger RNA of Drosophila biarmipes, 603 nucleotides long. RefSeq lists its product as uncharacterized. The coding region runs from base 1 to 603 and encodes 200 amino acids. NCBI's taxonomy places the organism in Eukaryota, Metazoa, Arthropoda, Insecta, Diptera, Drosophilidae. The transcript has a single exon. The record is from RefSeq and is a predicted model, not a curated record.